Messenger RNA from Condylostylus longicornis, 2467 nucleotides. RefSeq names its product ribosome-releasing factor 2, mitochondrial (gene mRRF2). Bases 94 to 2328 code for a protein of 744 amino acids. Gene Ontology annotation, molecular function: GTP binding; GTPase activity. The record is from RefSeq and is a predicted model, not a curated record. Gene Ontology annotation, cellular component: mitochondrion. Gene Ontology annotation, biological process: ribosome disassembly; mitochondrial translation. The transcript is spliced from 7 exons. NCBI's taxonomy places the organism in Eukaryota, Metazoa, Arthropoda, Insecta, Diptera, Dolichopodidae.
UAAAAAUGGAAUGUUAAAUAACAAGAUUUUUUUACAAUUAUAUUAGUUACUUUAAAUUUUAUAUCAAAUAUUUAAAUUUAAAAAGAAAAAAAAAUGUUAAAAAGUGGCUAUUUAUUUAAAAAUAUUAUAAAAUCUAAAUUAGUACCAAGAUAUCUAGUACCCACAAGAUAUAAUUCAAAUGUUUCCAAAAUUAGAAAUAUAGGAAUUCUUGCUCACAUUGAUGCUGGAAAAACGACAACAACAGAGCGUAUGCUUUUUUAUUCUGGACGUACAAGAUCGUUGGGAGAAGUUCAUCAUGGCAAUACUGUUACAGAUUAUUUAACCCAAGAAAGGGAUCGGGGUAUAACUAUAUGUAGUUCUGCAGUAUCAUUUCCCUGGAAAGAUUUUAAAAUAAAUGUUUUAGAUACACCAGGUCACAUAGAUUUUACAAUGGAAGUCGAGCAAUCGUUAUAUGCUGUCGACGGAGUUAUUAUAGUUUUAGAUGGAUCAGCAGGAGUUGAAGCACAAACUGUAACAGUGUGGUCUCAAUCGGAAAGGCAUAAUUUACCUAAGAUAAUAUUUCUUAAUAAAAUGGAUCGAGUUGAUUCCUGUCAUGAAUCUUGUUUAAACGAUAUAAAAUAUAAAUUUGAUUCAAAUCCAAUGUUGUUACAAUAUCCACUAAGAAAUGAAAAAAAUGGUUUGGAGGGUGUGGUUGACUUAAUCGAACAACAAAAAAUAAUUUUCGAACAGAAAUCACUUGGAAGAGAGUUUAAAAAACUUAAAUUGGAAGAGGAUGAAUCAAUUUUUUACACAGAAAAACGAAACGAUUUAAUUGAUUUUUUAUCUGGUAUAGAUGAUCAAAUAGCGGAUAAUGUAAUAAAAAGUGAGAAUUUUGAUAAUGUUUCGAAUCAACUGAUAUAUGCAGCUAUUCGGAAAGCAACAAUUCAAGGCAAACUUGUUCCUGUACUAAUAGGGUCAGCUUACAAAAACAUUGGUAUACAACCUCUUUUAGAUUCUGUGAUAAGAUAUUUACCUCAUCCUUUGGAGAGAAAUCACGUGUUCGAUUGUUUUGGAAAUGAUUUUGCAGGAAAAGUUUUUAAAAUAGUACAUGAUAAGCAGAAAGGACCCUUAACUUUGGUUCGAAUUUUUAGAGGAUCAUGUAAAAAAGGUUCUCGGUUAGUGACAAAUAGGGGAUCAACAGAAACUAUUCAAAGACUAUAUGAACCAUUAGCUGACGAAUAUAAGGAAGUUAGCUCGGCAGAGGUUGGUGAUAUUGCAGUAUGCAGUGGAAUGAAGGGUACCAUUACGGGAGAUUUGCUUAUUUCUAGUAUUACGUCUUUUAGGAAUGCUCAGAAAUCACUAAAAAAAGAAGCAUCCAAACUAUUAAACCAAAAUUUAGAUCCUUCGGAAGAUGAAGUUGAUGAAGACGUAAUAAAUGAAAAAUUUGCUUUGCAACCUAAAAUACCCGAUGCUGUUUAUUUUUGCUCAAUAGAACCCCCAAGUAUGUCUUACCAGAAUGCCCUUGAAAAUGCCUUGCGUCAGCUCCAACGUGAAGAUCCGAGCUUAAGAGUCAGUUAUGAUGAAACAACAGGCCAAACAGUUUUGGGAGGAAUGGGAGAAUUGCAUAUGGAUAUUGUUAAAUCUCGAAUUUUAACUGAAUAUAAAAUUGAGGCCGAAUUAGGACCUUUACAAAUAUCGUAUAAGGAAACGCUUUCACAGAAAGGAACUACAACAUUAGCUGUAGAAAAGGAAAUUGGUGGAGCAAAGCAAUCUGUCACAAUUACAAUGUCUUUAACUAAAAAUGCGAAAGAGAUAUUUAUGUUAGAUAAUGCACCUGAGUAUGCAGAAAAUUUGAGACAAUUACGUCCUCGACAAAUCAAAAAUAUUAAAAAUGGUGCAAUCGCAGCGCUAGAACGUGGACCAAGAAUUGGAGGUCAAGUUAUAAAUACACAAAUAUUAUUACAUAGUAUUCAAAUAGGUCGUGGAACUGCUGAUCCUUUCAUAAUGGCAAUAUCAGCUCAAUGCGUUCAGAAAAUUUUACGGGAAGUUGGAACUAAACUAUUAGAGCCUGUUAUGCUUCUUGAAAUAGUUUGCCCUUCUGAAUUAAUUUCGACCGUGAUAAAUGACUUGUCAGGGAAAAGAGCUACAAUAAUAAAUAUUGAUUCUAAGGGACAAAACAAUAAAAUUAUACAAGCAAAAGCACCUUUAGCAGAACUAUCAGGAUAUUCAAGUAGAUUAAGGACAAUAACAUCGGGUAAUGCUUCUAUGACAAUGGAACCGUCUGGGUAUUUGGGAAUGAAUACUUCAGAUGAAGAAACAGCUAUAAGACGAGCUCAAGGAUUGGAGUAAAUAAUCAACUCAUUUUGUUAAUUUUGUAUAUUUAUUAUUCAAAACAUAUUCCAUAAUAACGUUAAUGUUAUCAAAGAAGUGUACAACAAAAAUAAAAAUCAGAGUAAACGUAAAAUAAAAUACUUGAAAUAUGAGAAAA